This is a messenger RNA of Poeciliopsis prolifica (blackstripe livebearer), 1563 nucleotides long. It is a transcript of the gene hs3st1l1, whose product is annotated as heparan sulfate (glucosamine) 3-O-sulfotransferase 1-like1. NCBI's taxonomy places the organism in Eukaryota, Metazoa, Chordata, Actinopteri, Cyprinodontiformes, Poeciliidae. Gene Ontology annotation, molecular function: [heparan sulfate]-glucosamine 3-sulfotransferase activity. The transcript has 2 exons. The record is from RefSeq and is a predicted model, not a curated record. The coding region runs from base 439 to 1380 and encodes 313 amino acids.
ACGGCGCUCCUCCUGCACACAACCUCGGAGACGGAGCCGAGUCGUCUGCUUUGAACAAACAAGCGCUCCGUUCUGGCAGCUGGGAGUCUGCUCGCUUCCGAACCAACUCAGUGAUGACAGUGGCCGUGGGAAGGGACGGACGCGUUUGUUGUGCGGGGACCGGCGGGACGCAGGAGCGCGCUCCGGUGUUCAGCAUCAUCUACAUCCUCCGCUCCUGAGAGCAACCCGAACCCGAGAGGCGCGCUGGGAUCAGCACCAAACCCGCCGGAGGAGAUGUACUGCAGACUGCCAAUGAUUUCUCCUCCUCCAGUUCAGAUUCAAAAGCAGGGAAAGUCUGGAUUUCUGACUGCUUCUGUUCCCACAGAGCGCCGACGUCUCGUCCGCAGCUAAACCGCUGUCUCCUUUAUCGCGCCAGUGUCCACUCAUCCAUUCAUCCCCAUGGCUUCCUUUCUGGUAUCAUUGCUUCUGCUGGUUCUCCAGACAUAUGCUGCCCCAUCUGAGCUCAUUAAGGUAGGCUUUGGUUCAGCCCUGGACAGCAUAGACCCUGAUCCAGUACCACCAGUCAAUGUCUCUGAGGAUUCAGCUUCAUCCCCACCACCAGGAACAAGCAAGCGAACCCCACACAGCAUCAUUAUUGGCGUGCGAAAAGGGGGCACCAGAGCGCUGUUGGAGAUGCUUGACAUUCACCCUGAGGUCGCUGUGGCUGCCACCGAGGUUCACUUCUUUGACUGGGAUGAAAACUAUGCCAAGGGUCUGGAAUGGUACCGUGACCUCAUGCCAUACUCCUACCCUCAUCAGAUCACAAUAGAGAAAACUCCGGGUUACUUUACGUCACCCCUUGCACCAGAACGCAUCUGUGCCAUGAACUCGUCUGUUAAGCUGCUGCUGAUCUUGAGAGACCCGACUGAGCGGGUAAUCUCUGACUACACCCAGGUGUACUUCAACCGACUGGAGAACCACAAGCCGGUGCAAGCCAUCGAGAACCUUCUGGUCCGCAACGGAGCCCUGAACAUCCGCUACAAGGCGAUCCAGAGGAGUCUGUACGACGUUCACAUGCGUAACUGGCUGAAGCACUUCCCCCUGGAACAGAUACACAUCGUAAACGGGGAUGCUUUGAUCCACGACCCCCUGCCAGAGCUUCAGAAGGUGGAGCGAUUCCUGAACCUGCCUCCGAGGAUAGUGUCCUCCAACUUCUACUUCAACCAGACCAAAGGGUUUUACUGCAUCCGGAGCGACGGACGGGAGCGGUGUCUGCAUGAGUCUAAGGGACGUCCUCACCCCUCCGUCAACAGCACCGUUCUGCAGCAGCUUCGCUCCUACCUACGGGAACACAACCGGAACUUCUUCAGGAUGGUGAAGCGCACCUUCAGCUGGCAAUAAGAAACCUACGUCACAAACUGGACUCUAUCGAGCCGAGACUUAAUGAGGAAAAGAAACAGCACUUUACACAUCCAUGAAGGAAGUCCUUUGAGCAACUUCUUAUUGAUUACUUUUGUGAUCCAGUUUCAGCAAAACAUUUCUAUAUUUACACAUUGAAAACAAAAAAAAAUGUAAUUACAAACA